CCUUGAUCAUGCUGAACAUCAAUAAAGAUGAGAUCAUUCAAUACAAAUGAUUCUGAAUGGCAUAUCUGGUAAAUAUUUCAGAUAUUCUUUCCUGAGUUUUUCAGAAGGAUGAAUAUGCUUUUCUGACAAUUGCAAAACAAUGGAUAGUUUAAUAGUUGACCUUGACAAGGUGCUGGAUGACUUUGAAGCAGAAGAGUCCACAAGUAGAAAACCUCCUGGAAAUGUGUCAUCUGAAUAUGCAACUUUUCUCUCUAAAAAUGAGGAUCAUUCUUGGGAAGAAGUAAGCAGAGCUCCUGCAGAUUCUGUUCCGAAUUGGAAGAGAAACAGCAAAGAUGAAUAUUUGUCCUUUAUUGAUUAUGGGGAACCCUAUGAACCAGCAAGUAAUUUUGAUUUGUCGGAGGCAGACUUUGCACCGUCAGUGAAAACAAAAACAGAGACCGUAUCAUCCAAAAUCAGCAAUGUCAUAUCAAAUGGACAUGUUGAAACGCUUGAAAAUGGAAAUUUUGACUUUGGUCACAAAAAUCCUGAUAGAAUAUUACAUACCACUAAACCUGGUGAUUUAACACCAACAAUGAAUGGUUACCAUGACAAUAAAUCUACACCAAUGCAUAAUGUAAACAAUAGUCAGAUGAUUGAUUUACAUGGUUGUGAUACUACUGAUUCGACAGAAAAUGAAUUUGGAAAUGUAGAUCAAAGUGUGAACUAUGAGGACACUUAUAAUAAAUUACCUAUUCAGGUAGUGGAUGUAUUCACACCUGUAUCUGAGGAUGUACCUCAAAUACCUUCUACCACAUAUCAACAGAAUGCCAUACCAAAUAACUUUUAUCAAAGUAACGGGAAGGAUAGUGUGGAAGAAAAUAUUCAUGUAAAUUUAAAUGAAAGUGUACCAGUGAAUAGUGCAAUAUCUCAUGAUAUAAAUAUUUCAAAACUUCCAUCUGUGAGGAAUGAAGAAUUAACCAAGAACAAACCUAUGGAAAUGAUUCAUAAUGAUUUACAUGCCAAAACAUCAUCUUCUCAUACAUCUGAAAAAAGAGUUAAUGAGUUACAGUCAGUUAAAACUGAGCUAUCAUCCUCACCAACAUCAGACAAUUCAAUAACUGAGUUUCAAUCAGUUAGAACUGAGCUUUCAUCUUUACCUAUGUCAGACAAUACAAAAACAGAGUUACAGUCAGUAAAAUCUGAAAGUUUAAACUCUGAAUUAACCAUGAAAGGAACUGAUCAAAUACAAUCAAAUAAUACAGGAAACAAGGACAAUAAGAAAGCAGAUGAAGGAUAUGAUUCUUAUGACUGCCUAGGAAGAGAUGACACAAAUAAUAUUCUGGUUGUGAAAAAGGAAGCAACACCAACUCUAGACUUAUCAGAUGUUAUUUUUGACAAUAAUGUAUCAAUAAAUGAUAGUGUCAGUGGUGUACCAAAUAACGAAUCUUCAGAUUCUCUCGAACAGACUACUGUCAAGGUAUUGGAUAAUGGUGAGUUAGAGUCCUCUCCCAAUAUGACAGGAACUACAAUACAAGGGAAUCAAGUACCUAAGGAAACUACAGUGAAAUCAGAUCAGUCUGAAGUCAUUGGUUUUGGUCAAGAGGUUAAUGUUGAUGAAAAUGAUAUGGAUGAUUAUCUAAAAGACAUACAAGAUCAAGAUUCUGUGAUUUCAAACUCACUGACAUUAAAUAGUGAUGCUGAUUCUGUUCCACCUAGAUAUUCUAUUAUUGAUGAACUUCCUAUUUUGGGAAAAAAAACAUCAAAUGAAAAUAUUCACCCAAGCGAUCAAAAUGAAGGGAAAGAUCUUUCCAAAACAGUUGUUUUGUCCGAGACACAGAAAGAACUAGAACGAAUCUCUGUUGGUGAAAAUAUUCCUAUUUGUAAACAAAGUGUUCAGUCAGAAGAAUUAAAAUCAGCCAAAAAUCAGACUGAUGGGAUGGAUAUUCAAAAUAUGCAACUGCCAUCAGUUGAAAUGGGUGGGGCAAGACCUAAAGAAAUUAAUCGACAUUCUGAUAUUCACAGUAUAACAACAAUUUUUUCAGAAAUUUCAGAAAUUCAGGACAAAGAACAGAAGCAUGCACAAAAUUUACCAGAAAAUGGGCUACCUGUAACUGGUGAAUUAAUCCCAGAAACAGACAAUGAUAUACAAGUGGUAGAUGUUUUAGAAAUUGAAAAAUCUGAUCAGGUAUGUGAUCAAACUGGAGACGAGGAUAAUGAUGAAACUCCUGUGAUGAGGCGCAAUAAUCAACCUGGUACUCCAUCUGAUUUAUCACGUCCACAUUCUUGGGGACCAUCAGGUUCUGACUCGGUCCCUAUUCCUCACCAGAAACGUCCUAAUAGUCUGAAUAUUCCACAACGUGGAGAAUUUACCAUGACAGGGGAAAGAACUCAGGCACCUUACACAUUCCCAUACCCACCAGAAGAUUCAGAAAACCUGUCACCAGAAAUUCAGGAAGAUCUCAUACAGAAUGAGGAUGUUCAAGCUGUAGGUGGAGAGCCAAUAGAUGAAGCUAGUGGAGCAUCAGGCCACACCCCUUCACCUGACCCAUCAAGUCCUGAAUCACAACAAAAAGUAGAAACAGCUUUAGGAAAGAGUGCACCUAUGUGGAUUCCUGAUAGUGUUGCUCCAGUUUGUAUGGGGUGUGAAGUCAAAUUUACAUUCACUAAAAGAAGACACCACUGUCGAGCUUGUGGAAAGGUAUUCUGUUCAGCAUGUUGUAGCUUGAAGAGUCGUUUACAGUACAUGGACAACAAAGAAGCCAGAGUGUGUGUAGAAUGUAAUCGACAGAUUUCUAUAGCUGAACUGUCGAGCAGUGGUACUCCUAAUCCUAACAACCCCAGUGAAUAUUGCUCGGUUAUUCCUCCCUCGCAGCAAGCUAGUGCACGUUCACAGCCUCCCUCAGUUCUUGUGCCUGCCAGUGUAUUAAAACGAGAAGGAAGUAACAGGCAGACAAAUGAGGGCAAACAUGUGAUGUUUUCUGAUGGGAUACGACCAGGAGGUGAUCUGACAGAACUCGAUGGAUCUGAUACAGCUAACAGACUACCAAUGAGACGAUCUGGGAGGAGUCAGAAAAAAGUAGAGAAAGGAUCCCCAGAUGCACAUCGUCAGGUGGCCAGAAAGUUACGAGCUGGUGAAGCUAGGAGACAUUUAUGUUUAAUUCCUGAGACUGGUCUUCCUCCUGUUAUCAUAUCUACAGGUGAAAAAGGAGGCUAUACAAUGGAAGAGAAUCAGGAAAUAGAAAAGAUAAUGCCUCAAAUCAAAGAUGAAGAAGCAGACCCUGUGAUAUUUGCCUUGAAUGCCAAUUUAUUUGUUUUAGUAAAAAUUAUCAACUUGGAUUGUUGUGUAAAUCGAACCUGUUGGUGUUUUACAUCCAAAGGAAUGUGCAACGUAGGACAAGAUGAAAUUGUAUUUGUUUUAGAAGUUAUACCAGAUGAAGAAAUGAUACCGCUAGACAUAUUACGUCACUUUUACACUAUCUAUGAAGAGGCUGGCAAAGGUAAUACUGUGACCCACAUGGGCCAUACAAUAUUUAAUCAGACGUUCCUUGAUAGCCGUGAUCAUGGAGGAAUCCUUUACAUCAGACCUACAUUCCAGUGUUUACAUAAACUCUUACUGCCUUCCCCACCGUAUGUGUUUGGUAUCUUACUACAGAAGUGGGAAACCCCGUGGGCUAAAGUGUUUCCCCUCAGACUACUCCUUAGACUAGGAGCAGAAUAUAGAUGUGAUCUACAAUACACAGAUGAUGGAAAACUGUUGGUUUUACACCUGGCACAAAACUAUCCUUGUCCAUUGAUAAGUGUAAGAAACCGUAAACCUGUGUUCUUUGAGAUUGGUCACACCAUAAUGAACUUAUUGGCCGACUUCAGGAACUUCCAGUAUAUGUUACCUCAGAUUAAGGGUGUUUCUAUACACAUGGAAGACAAGAAAACAACCAUUACUUUCCCUAGAAACAGAUAUGAAGAUAUAAUGAAAGUUGUUAGUAAUAGUAAUGAACAUGUGAUGGCAUUAGGGGCAAGUUUUAGUCUCCAGGCUGACUCACAUUUGGUCUGUAUACAGAAUGAUGAUGGCAACUACCAAACACAGGCUAUAAAUAUACAGAACAAACCCAGGAAAGUCACUGGUGCAAGUUUUGUUGUAUUUAAUGGUGCUUUGAAGACAAGUUCUGGACUGAAGGCUAAAUCAAGUAUUGUGGAAGAUGGGCUGAUGGUCCAGAUAACACCAGAGUCCAUGGUGGCCCUCAAACAAGCUUUAAAAGACAUGACAAGUUACACAAUAGAAUGUGGCAGUGUUACAGCUGCUAGUCCUGAUGAAGUUGUUACAAUACAGUGGGGAGAAGAUGAUAAAAAUAUAAAUAUUGGUGUAAAAAGUCCAAUAGAUGACAUGUCAAUGGAUGGUAUAGAGAGUAUACACAUACCCAAUGCCACAGAUUAUGUUGGAGAAAAACAGAUAAUAAGAUGGACAGAUGUGUUCUUUAUUCAGAAUAAAGAUUCUGGAUCAGCCAGAUGGGAACCAGUAGAUCUGAGUCGACUAGCAGAAACUUUGUCUAAUGCCACAUGUAUAGCUCUUACCCCUCACCUGGAUAAAUUAAAGGAAGCUGAUUUGACUAAAGUAGCAUUGAGAGUAAAUAUUGAAAUUGAGAAGGUUGGAUAUGAGAUAGGAGCCAAUGGUGAGAGAUUACCUGAUUUGUACAUGAAUGACCUAGAUAAUGAACUUAUACCUGUGAUACAUAGUGCUGCCUCGCAGAACAGAGGCGGUGCCAUCAUUUUGGAACUUAUAUUUCAUAUACUAGAUUAAAACCAUUAAUCAUAUUCAGUUUCAACUUCUUGAGAAAUCUAUGUAUACACAAAAUUGUACAAAAAUCACUUCAUUAUUAUUAUUGCAGUUGAAAACCAUUUCUUCAAAAAUGUAAUAUGGUUACUUAAGAUGUGUGUACAUAAUGGAUCUGUCAAAAACAAAUGCAGAUGUGUCUCAGAAAUUUUUUUUUAAACAGGCAAUUCAUAUUUUCUUAGGAAUUUCAAGAUAAUGGUCUUUAACCUCUCUGUUUAUUUUUUAGUUCUCAAUUUUUCCAUAUUCUUAGUUAGAAAUAUGUAUAGGUAUUUGAAACCAUAUUGAGAGGAAUAUAUACUUAAAGUUUAAAUUGAUAUUUUUGUUAUAAAAUCAAAUUUUGUUAUUAAAAAGGUUACUUCAUCAUCACAUCUGCAUUCAUAUAAAAGCAUAAAUAAGGAAGAGAUGAGAAAUUUACCAUUUGAAAAUUAAUAUUUGUGCAUAUAAUCGGAGACCUUGUAAACAGCAAGCUUUGUAUAUUUGAUUAUGCUAAAUGUGCGAAAUCAAUUGAUAUCAGAGAAAAUCAUUUCUUUGGUAAUAACUAGAAACUUAUUAAUAUUGACUGGGUUUACUCCAUGGAGAGUUAUUGGAUCUUAUAAUUCCUAUUACUGUUUAUUUUUCAUAUUGUUUACUAAACUAAGAAAGGACUUUCAGUAUAAACUGGUUAAGUUAUUGUACAGUAUAAAUUUUAACAAGGUCUGUAAAGUAAAAGUUGUAUGGGAUGAUAAGCUCUGAUAUGCUAGAUUAUUUACAUGUACAAUUUUCAUAGAACUCAAUGUAUUUCUAGUAAGUAAACUGUAAAAGUCACUUUAAUUCUUACUAAUUUUCAAAGAAAUCUUUUUUGUUUUUAUGAAAGCAUUUGAAAUGUUGCCUUGAGGAAAUACAUUAAUUGAUAAAAUACAUAUCGUUACUGUUGAAAUAAAUACCAAAGAAAAGUCUGUCACAAACGAAUGAUUAAGACAUAUAUAGUAGUAUUUCAGUCAGCUUAUUUGUAUACAACUUUCUCUGAACAGGUUACCAUAAUUUUGUUAAGUUUCAUUUGAUUAUUGAUUUAUAGAAUAUAUUUAUUUGUGUAAAAAGUUACAAAUAUUUUGUAUAUUUAAUGUUUGAUUACUAUUUAUCUACAACAUGAAACCCUGACAGAAGAAAAUAUCAUUUAUUUUGUGUACAUUGAAUGUUUAAGAAUUUUGUUAAAGGCCAAAUGAAGGUGAUUGUGUUUUAAAUGUAUAUAUCUGUUGAGAGUUUAGUCUUGAAUCUUUGCUAUCUAGUUUCUAUGCUGUUGAUACAACAGUUCUGAAGAAAUUUGUUAACAGUUUUGUAGGCAGUUGAAGUAUUUCACAAAAUAGUUCAAAGCAUGUCUUAUAUUAUAAUGUCUAAAGAGAAAAUGUGUAUCUUGCUUUGCCUUGCUUGGUUAUGUAUGUUUUAUGUAUAAGUGUCUAACAAAUAUUCAUGUAUAAUUCUAGUCAAUUUGUUUUUGGUCAAGAUUUCCUGAACAUGUUAUUAUAAUCAUUCAAAAAUAUUGAAAAUAAAUAUGAAACUUUUAUGAGAUAUUUUUAGAUAUCUUUCAUUAUAUUUUUCCAAUUAUUUUUUUAUAAAAAAAUAUUUUAGAACUUCAGUUUGAAAUAGUUUAUUGUUAAUAGAAAUCAUGAUCCACAUGAUAAAAAACUAUAAAUUUGUUUAUGUGCUAAAAUUUCCAUCCUAUGAAAUGAAAUUUCUUUUUUUUUAAAUAUUUUCUUUAAGUUUCUCAGUUUCCAAAAUUUACAUAUUUCUGUUGUGUGAUGAACUGUAUGACUGAAAAUUGUUAGGUAGCACAUAUUUUAGUAUGUUUCCCUGCUAGUUUAACUAAAACAAUGAAUAUUAAAUAAACAUAGUAGAUGUUGAUAAAAUAGUAAAGAUUGCUUGAAAGGACAUUAAAUGGGAAUGAAAAAUAUAGUUUCAAGUAUUAAAAUAUGUUUAUGCAAAAAAGACACUGAAAUAUGCAAUUUUCAAUCUGACAAUGAAGAAAAACAAAGUUUAAAUCUGAUAAAAAAAAAUGGCAAUAUGAAUAUACCGGUAUAUGAAGCAUUUAACUAUAUUUAUAGUAUAUUGCAUUAUAGGAAGAAUAAAAUAAAUACAUACCUAAAAUGUC
This is a messenger RNA of Mytilus californianus (California mussel), 6932 nucleotides long. Its product is annotated as zinc finger FYVE domain-containing protein 9-like. The transcript is spliced from 18 exons. Bases 140 to 4774 code for a protein of 1544 amino acids. NCBI's taxonomy places the organism in Eukaryota, Metazoa, Mollusca, Bivalvia, Mytilida, Mytilidae. Gene Ontology annotation, molecular function: metal ion binding. Gene Ontology annotation, cellular component: early endosome membrane. Gene Ontology annotation, biological process: endosomal transport. The record is from RefSeq and is a predicted model, not a curated record.